GAUUGUGGUGGUGGUUUUGUGGACCACCGCGACCAACAAAAAACGGCCCCCAUCAUGAAUAAGCUCGAUUACGAUGUCGAUUGCUUAGAAAUAAGUGACGACCUGAUAAGCAUGGCCGAGGACAAUACUCUUGGUGAUUUUUCACAUAUCGACGAUGACCUACAGUUUACAGUUAAAAACGAUGGAAUGCUCGCACUAAGAUUAAUACAAGUGGCAGACAGUUUAGAUUCACCUAACUUUAUCACAGGAUCUCCAGCUAGUCCAUACCCAACGCUAACAAACUCCAGCAACGAUCCCAGUCAAUGCUCUUUUCUAGUGUUUAAGAAAAACAACGACAAUGUGAAACAGUCCCGAUCCGCCAACAGUGUCCGGGGGGUGCAACGGACCUCGGAGUGCAAUGGAGACACGAACCUUAAUCGAAAGCAACAGCGGGACGACCGGCGAAGGGCGAACCACAACGAAAUCGAAAGACGGCGGAGGGACAAAAUCAACAACUGGAUCCACGAGCUGAACAAAAUCAUCCCCGCCGAGCACAUGAACAGCCCCUCGUCCGAGACGCAGAACAAGCAAAACAAUGGCGGACAGGGCGAGAACCUCUCCAAGGGUGGCAUCCUGGCGAAAGCGUGCGAGUACAUUACGCGGUUGAAAGACACCAGCGACAAGCUGACCGAGUGCCUUGCCGAGAAGGAUCAGAUACUGCUGGAGAACCUGCAGCUGAAGGAAAGCAUCAACCAGCUGCUGGCGGAGAACAAGCGGCUACAGACGCAGCUACAGUUUGCGCUCGAAACGAACGUCAAGCUGGAGUCGUAGCCAUUAGUGUGCGGGACUAAUAAGCAGCAGCAGAGCUCGGUAGAACCGAUACAGCCGCAGGCGGAACCACUGCUGCCACAACAGCCUCAACAUCUUCACGCUCACCAGCAACGGCAGCAACAGCACCACAGCGGCAGCCAGCAGAAAAAUGCGCCCCAACAGUCGAUUGUAACGU
Molecule: messenger RNA, 985 nt
Organism: Anopheles maculipalpis
Lineage: Eukaryota; Metazoa; Arthropoda; Insecta; Diptera; Culicidae
Product: upstream stimulatory factor 1-like
Exons: 6
Coding region: 55-810 (251 amino acids)
Biological process (GO): regulation of transcription by RNA polymerase II
Molecular function (GO): RNA polymerase II cis-regulatory region sequence-specific DNA binding; protein dimerization activity; DNA-binding transcription factor activity, RNA polymerase II-specific
Source: RefSeq, a predicted model, not a curated record